GCGGUCCUUCGAGGCCUUCAGGAAAAUUGUCGCCUGAUCCCCCUUAGCACCACAAACCUACGACACUCCGCCCUCAGGCUCACCUGCUUCUCAAACAUAGUCGAGAAGUACUUCUAUCCUCUAAAGGCAUGCUGUUCACAUGUUCUCUUUGCGCGAGCCCCGAGGGGCGAAUUGCUAACCGAAGAAUCACCAUCGAGGCGCUGUGGGCACAGCGCCAUCAAUGUUACACCUGCCGACUGCUCUGGGACGGUGUUGCGGCUGUUCAUGGAGAUGAGUUCUUUAAGAACUUCGAGUGCCUAAGUAUUCCAUGGAGGUCUUUGAAGGAUACUGGUCCGCUAAGGGUGGACCUUAUACCUCAUGAGAAAGUGACCUCGUCCAGCAUACCGAGGACAAGGCUGCAGUUUUACAGGGGCCCGAAUGAUACUACGGCCUGGCCUGAAAUUGGAGCUAGCACACAUGUUGGCCUUAAUGGCCUCUCGCACUCAACCUUGGAGUUAGCGCAUAAGUGGCUCAAAAGCUGCACACUUCCAGGAGAGGGGCAUUCCUCAUGCAAAGCUUUUGACCUGAAACGGUCCUUUCUGCCGGCGCGCGUCCUCGACGUUGGAACGAAGCAGUCGCCUUCGGUCAGACUCUACCUUCCCCAAGAUGGCGAGACGGCCCAAUAUAUUGCGCUGAGCCACUGCUGGGGCGGGAAGACACCCAUCAUGACCAAUAAGCAGAAUUUCCAAGGCCACCUCCAGAGUAUCUCGCAACCACUGCCGACGACAUUUAAUGACGCUGUUCUUGUGGCAAGAGAGUUGGGAGUCCGAUUUCUAUGGAUAGACUCGCUAUGUAUAAUACAAGAUUCACCUGAAGACUGGGCUGUCCAUGCACCGCAAAUGGCGAAGGUCUAUGGAGGAGCAUACGCCACCAUCGCAGCCGAUGCUGCGAAAGACAGCGCUGCAGGAUUUCUCUCAGGAUGUAGAAGGCAUUUGAGCAGUCCGAAGACCGUCGCAUUCUCGUGCGAUGGACACGAUGGCCUCGUUUACGUCAGAAAACGAGGUUCUCUUGCAUAUCAACUGCCGUACCACGACUGGUCCGAGCCGGGACGUUCGAUCGCGUCUAGGAUUAGAGGACCGAAGGAGGUUGUUGACCGUUUCUGCCGUGAGCAGGAGCCUCCUGAAAGCGGACUCUCGACCCGAGGUUGGGUUUUUCAAGAACGCGUACUUUCUCCUCGGACGCUACAUUUCGGCGGGGCGGAGACCGGGUGGGAGUGUCGCUCACUUAUUAACUGCGAGUGCUCUGCCUCAAGCAUGAGAUAUCAUCGGAAGACUAGCCUGUUGAAGAGAGCGCUUUCUAAGAUGGCUUGGACAACAGUAGUGGAAGAGUACACCCGGUUACGGCUCACCUUCGAGGAAGAUCGACUUGUAGCAUUAUCUGGCCUUGCUGAGGCCCGAAAGCACCUCUCAAAUGAUAUUUAUAUCGCCGGGAUGUGGCUGAAUAACCUCAAACGAGAGUUGCUCUGGCGAUCGGAUGUGCCAACUGCAAAGUCUGCUGUACGACGUUUGGAUAUUGCACCGACUUGGUCGUGGGCUUCAGUAACAUGCCCUGUUGUAUACGAGGACCAGACUGCCACGCAAUCCACCGGAUCUACGGAUACGAUCGAAAGCAAUUGGGAUAUCCUUGGGUUCCCUAACAACACGGUAUCUGGAACAUCUUCCUUCGGUAAAUGCGUAGCGGGGACGUACUUGCGGAUGAGAGGCUAUCUCGUUGAGGUAAAUUUUUGGAGGGAUAUAGACGCUGAUCCGCUCCAUUAUUAUGUCCAACCGAACAAGCGCGAUUCCGCGAUCUUAUUUCAAAUUUUUUGGGAUACCUCCGAAUUGGAGUCAAUCAGCGCAAGUUCCGAUGACGAACACACCCGCUACACCGUGUUGCUUGUCACGCGAGCACCGGCGCCUCCUAGAGGCUUACUAAUGGGUUGUCCAUCCGAGAACGCAUCGCAGAUACCCGGCACCGGGGAGCCGCACCAGAAGUAUCAAAGGGUGGCUUAUAUUGUUCCCCCAAGGCGCAGACGCGGGUGCGACUGGCCAGAUCCAGAAGAUACUGCUUCCGCAGAGGGUGUCAAUGUACAACCGGAGGAGUGGAACUGGCCGUCCUGGCAGAAGAAUGAGAGCCUUCAGGAGUUUCGGAUUUUUUGAUCUUUGUGCCUCACCAGUAUUCUUGUUUUCGGGGAGACGACAAAAUAUAUUAAUUGUCAUCCGCGCUUAGACUUGAAGGAUAUUCCACCCCAAAAAGGCUUGGAGCGGCCACCCAAG
Trematosphaeria pertusa is the source of this 2294-nucleotide messenger RNA. Its product is annotated as HET-domain-containing protein. The record is from RefSeq and is a predicted model, not a curated record. NCBI's taxonomy places the organism in Eukaryota, Fungi, Ascomycota, Dothideomycetes, Pleosporales, Trematosphaeriaceae. The coding region runs from base 129 to 2177 and encodes 682 amino acids. The transcript is spliced from 3 exons.